Molecule: messenger RNA, 2192 nt
Organism: Salvia miltiorrhiza (redroot sage)
Lineage: Eukaryota; Viridiplantae; Streptophyta; Magnoliopsida; Lamiales; Lamiaceae
Product: probable anion transporter 3, chloroplastic
Exons: 8
Coding region: 432-1976 (514 amino acids)
Biological process (GO): transmembrane transport
Cellular component (GO): plastid
Molecular function (GO): phosphate transmembrane transporter activity
Source: RefSeq, a predicted model, not a curated record
GUCUUCGCUCAGUAUUUGCUACAAAAAGGAAAAAACUAUUUAAUGCAUAAAAAAUGCUUAUGAAAAGAAACCCCCCAAAAAAUAAAUAGUCGUUGAAUGUCACGCCUCUACACUACAGAAAAAUAUGACCCCAAGAUUUGUUAAUUUAUUUAUAUUUUCAUUUUUUAGUUAAGGCAAAAUAUUAGUUGUGCGUAGUCUACUUCCAAGUUCCAAAGGUUUGGAGCUUACCAAACUCAAAAUUCACCAACUCCCUUCUGUUUCCGUGCCUAUUUUUUCAGCUAUAUAUAAUCACAAAAAAUAUUUCAAACAAAUGCUUUGAGUGAAAAAGCAAUUCGUCAAUGUCCCAUUAAUUGUAAACAGUUUGUAGCCGCCAAAAUCGUAGCUUUUCUUCAAGAAACCAAAGCUAGCUACCGUUUUUCUCUCCUUCUACAAUGAUGGCCGGCGUCGCGCCAUUAAAGUCACAGGCACGGCCCGCUCUUUCGAGGCCCUCUCUCCGGCCCGCCAUCCAUUCGGGCCCGGUGGGCCUCGCGGCGUCUCGUUCGUUCCCGAAUUCGCAAGUCAAGAAAUGGCGCAGUUUGUCGUCGACGUGCGGCGGGAGAUUGCAGGCGAUUCCGUUGGAGUGGAAAAAUGGGGCGGAGCGGAGGAGGGUCUGCGCUCCGGUGAGGUGCGCGGCGGAGGGGAUAGAAAGGGGGCUGUUUAUGGGGCGGGAGGAGAGCGGAUUCGCGGCGGCGGAGAGGUUCAAGGUGGUGGCGCUGGUGGCGGCGGUGAUGUGCCUGUGCAAUGCAGAUAGAGUGGUGAUGUCUGUCGCCGUCGUGCCUCUCGCCGCCAAAUACGGCUGGUCCACUGCUUUCUUGGGCAUUGUUCAGUCAUCCUUUCUGUGGGGUUACAUGUUUUCCUCGAUUAUUGGAGGAGCAUUGGUCGACAAAUACGGAGGGAAAAAGGUUAUUGCAUGGGGUGCAGCAUUUUGGUCUCUGGCAACUCUCCUCACUCCAUGGGCGGCAAACCACUCGACAAAUAGCCUCUUAGCUGUCAGGGCCUUCUUUGGACUGGCCGAAGGGGUAGCUUUACCUGCAAUGAAUCACCUUCUAUCAAGAUGGUUUCCAAACCACGAACGAGCUACUGCUGUUGGAUUAUCCAUGGGAGGAUUCCAGCUCGGGAAUGUAGUGGGGUUGGUCUUGGCUCCGUUGCUGAUGCAAUCUAUAGGAAUUUCUGGCCCUUUCGUCCUCUUUACUGCCCUCGGGCUCCUCUGGUUGCUUACGUGGAGUUUUAUGGUCACAAACGACCCCCAAGACUGUGGAUCAAUCAGUAAAUCUGAACUGCGGUUAAUCCAAGCAGGGAAAGGCGAUUCCUCUGCCAUCAAGGGCAGCCCUCCACCACUAAGGCUUCUCUUAUCUAAGCUACCAACAUGGGCAAUAAUCUUUGCUAACAUCACAAAUAACUGGGGCUACUUUGUUCUUCUAUCAUGGAUGCCUGUUUAUUUCAAAACCGUGUUCGACGUUAACUUGAAGCAAGCAGCUUGGUUCAGUGCAGUUCCCUGGGGAACAAUGGCGCUCUCAGGCUACAUCGCUGGGGCAGCAUCGGACUACUUAAUCAAAUCGGGUUAUUCCACCACAUCAGCUAGGAAAAUCAUGCAGUCAAUCGGUUUCAUUGGCCCUGGGAUUGCAUUGCUUUGCUUAAACUACGUCCGAACUCCUACAACUGCAGCCGUGUUCUUAACAGCGGCCCUCAGCCUGAGCUCCUUCAGUCAAGCCGGCUUUCUACUCAACAUGCAAGAUAUCGCGCCACAAUGUGCAGGAUUCCUCCAUGGGCUCUCGAAUUCUGCAGGAACACUGGCAGCAAUCAUCAGCACAAUUGGGACAGGAAUCUUUGUGCAGUGGCUAGGUUCAUUUCAGGCAUUCUUAACUCUUACAGCAUGUCUUUAUUUUGCUACAGCCAUAUUCUGGAAUCUCUAUGCUACUGGGGAAAGAGUCUUCUAGAUUAGGACAAGAUCUCUUCCUAUGAUAUGAAUGAGAAAUUAUAGUAUAACACAUAAUAGGGUAAGUAGAUGUACACAUAUGAUAUUCUUAACAAAUGUAUAAUUGUGUGUCUCCAUUUUUGUUUCUAUUGGUUUGUUUUUUCAGAGUUUAAAGACUCAAUGUGUUGUAUAAAACCAUUGCAGAAAUAUAUAUACAUAUAAAUUGCAAGUUGUUCUA